This is a messenger RNA of Plasmodium adleri (nom. inval.), 891 nucleotides long. RefSeq names its product memo-like protein. The transcript is spliced from 12 exons. The record is from RefSeq and is a predicted model, not a curated record. Lineage: Eukaryota; Apicomplexa; Aconoidasida; Haemosporida; Plasmodiidae. The coding region runs from base 1 to 891 and encodes 296 amino acids.
AUGGAUAAUUAUAGAAGAGCAUAUCACAGUGGCUCUUGGUAUACCAAUAAAAGAGAGGUGUUGAAAACAAAAAUUGAGGAAUCAUUUAAAAGGGCAAACGUACAAAAGCAAAAUGUCAAGGCAGCCAUAUGCCCCCAUGCGGGAUAUGACUAUGCUUUGGAAACAAAUUCUCACGUGUAUGCAAGCAUAGAUGUAGAAAAUGUGAAGAACAUUUUUAUCCUUGGCCCAAAUCACCACAUUUAUAAUAAAGGUUUUUUAUUUCCUCGUGUUGAUAAAUAUGAGACACCAUUUGGAUUUUUACAAAUAAAUAAACAGAUUAUAUCAGAUAUAAUAAAAAGUGAUACACACAAUUUGUACAAUUUUAUCGAUCCAGAUGAUGAUGAAGAAGAACAUUCUAUAGAAAUGCAAUUGCCACUUAUAAAAUAUAUUAUUAAAGAUAAGGAUAUAAAAAUUGUACCUAUAUAUGUAGGUUCCAUAGGAAAUGAUUUAAAAAAAAUAGACCUAUUUGCUAAUCCUUUAAAAAAAUAUUUCCUAGAUCAAUGCAACUUGUUUUUAUUUUCUUCUGAUUUCUGUCACUAUGGACCAAGAUUUAGAUUUACGAAUAUAUUACAAAAAUAUUCGGAUACAUUUAUUUUUAAACAAAUUGAAAAUAUGGAUAAGGAUGCGGUCAAAAUAAUUAGCCAUCAUGAUUUAACAGGAUUUGUUGAUUACUUGAAUGAAACGCAUAACACCAUUUGCGGAUCGAAUCCCAUUAAAAUUAUGCUAAACUUACUUCAACAUUAUACAGCAUCUGUUUCCACAAAAUUAAUGCACUACUCUCAGUCAAACCAUGCUAAAUGUAGGAGCGAUUCUUCCGUUUCUUAUGCUGGGGUAAUUUCCACUGUAAAUUAA